AUGGUCCUCUUGCGGAAGGAAUUCAUACAGGUGCGUGAUAAUCGUCAGAAUCAACCUAGGCAACAACCUGAUCAUAAUGAAACUGCAAGUGGGAGUGAAGCGCAACCCGAUGCAAAUGAACCUAAUAAAGAGGAUGUUGUGAAUGUUAAUCACAUUAGCCAGUCUGGAAAUGAAGACCAGGAGCUUGUGAAUGGUAAUGAGAAUCUUCGAAUAACUCAGGAAGUGCCUGAAUUUGUGCCGGACACCCCCAGUAGUGACAAGCUUACUGAUGAGGCGAUAGAGACAAUAGAUCAUGAUUUCAAUGUCAAUGAUGAUAAUCCAAAUAUACCCAAGGUGGUUCAUCAGGAUGUGCAAAUCUUAAAAUCCAAUCCGGCGGAUAUGGCGGAGGAACAGAGGAAUAAUCAGGAAGAAGAAUUAGCUCUAGACAACACGGAUGAUCAACCUUUCGAGAUUGUUCUCACUAAGUCGCAGAAAAAGACAAAGAAAAGGCAAGAGCAGCAAGCCAGGACGCGUGUUACCCUCACUAGGGCAGGAUCCCGAAAUCUUGCCAAAUGAAUUGCAUCUUUUGGAACAUAAGGGGAAUUGCCAACCCUUCGUCUAAAUUGGCAUUUAAAAGUGAUAUCAAUCCUACUGUCUUGCACACUUCAAAUCAACAUGUUUCAUUUAUGAUCAAAAUUUCUGAGCAAAACAUGGUUUUUAGUGCUAUUUAUGCUUCCACUGAUUAUCAAAAGAGAAGAGAUCUAUGGGCUGCUCUUAAUGCGGAGCAAUCAAAUAGUGAUCUUCCUCGUUGCUUUAUUGGA
Molecule: messenger RNA, 800 nt
Organism: Trifolium pratense (red clover)
Lineage: Eukaryota; Viridiplantae; Streptophyta; Magnoliopsida; Fabales; Fabaceae
Exons: 3
Coding region: 1-555 (184 amino acids)
Source: RefSeq, a predicted model, not a curated record